UUAGAAAACAGAAAUUUGAAAUAGAAGUAACUCAAAAACGAAAACAAAAAACAAAAUGAGCAUUUCCUUCCAACUCCAUAUCUCUGAUUGGAUGCAACAAAACUAAUAAAAAAUUGGGUCACCGAACGCAUAUCCAAUCAGCAAAAACUUCUACUAAUCACGAAUAUUUUUUGGUGGUAGAGCCGCUUAUUUCCAAUCGGCACCAAAGCGACCGCCUGCUCUGGAUAUUAUUGUGCGUGUUGACCUCUUUAUUCUUCAAGGGGCCUCCGCUCUUCGUCUCCAAGUACAAAAUCUAUAUAAAUAGUACACCACAAAAGUCGGAUCCAUAUUCACAGAAAGGAAAUCAAAACCCAGAAACAAAGAUGGACGACAAAGAAGAUACCAACAGAGUCGGCGAAAUCGAGGAAUCGGACCCGAAAUCCGACGGGUCAUCCCGGAACCCGAAUCCGAAUCCUAAAACCGCGAGGACGAAGGUUCCGGAAGUGGAGGUCUACUUGUAUCGGCGAGGCAAAGGCCCGAUCGACACGUUCAGGACGAGCCUCGGGGGUUGGGACCAGAACCAGUUGGAGGUCCGAGACAUUCUCGACAAGUACGGCUUCAAAUCGCUUUACGCUUUCAAUACCGGGUCGGGUCGCGGCGUUCCGAUCCGGUUUAACCCCAGGAACGGCAGGUCUAUGCUGGCUUAUAAAGAUGGAUCUACGGUUCACAUUGACGGAGAGCCCAAGGAUUCCUUGAUCCAACCAGUGACAAAAAUCUUGCUUGGAGUAGCUGUUAUAACCGUCUUGAUAACCUUGGUUUUGAGAGAUCCUCCACAGUGGGUCCAAAAAUUGAACAUUUCUGGCUUGAAUUUUCCUCCUUGGAUCAUUGCUCUGGUGGUAAUAGUUUUUACUCGGAUGAGGAAGAGAACCGGAGAUUUGCUGAAAAAGUAUGGUUGGUGAAAGGCGCCAUUGAUGCUUUCCCUUGUAAGGCCUUUUUGUUUCUCAAAUUUUGUUAAAAAGAAUUUGAUUCAGUAUCAACUGAAUUUUGAUGAUGAAGCAAGUGAUGCUCAUCUGGACGUAGUCAUAACUGUAAUUGGCGACAAGCUGCACUGAAAGAUAAAUGUGGUUAUGAAAUACCAAACCUCGGAAACAACAUUCAUAAGAUCAUCUUGUUGCAACAUUAAGAUUCAAAACAAUAGAUAGAUAAAUGGGUGAUUAUCAACCGAUGCAUUAUAUAAAAUGCAUCCAGACGGUAAAUUAACUGGUUUAUAAAUAGUUACAUUAUUUUUCAAA
Molecule: messenger RNA, 1271 nt
Organism: Prunus persica (peach)
Lineage: Eukaryota; Viridiplantae; Streptophyta; Magnoliopsida; Rosales; Rosaceae
Exons: 2
Coding region: 363-938 (191 amino acids)
Source: RefSeq, a predicted model, not a curated record